Molecule: messenger RNA, 942 nt
Organism: Saccharomyces mikatae IFO 1815
Lineage: Eukaryota; Fungi; Ascomycota; Saccharomycetes; Saccharomycetales; Saccharomycetaceae
Exons: 1
Coding region: 1-942 (313 amino acids)
Source: RefSeq, a predicted model, not a curated record
AUGUUGAGUACGAGUAGCAACAGACCAAUAUCUGCGCAUCUAACCAUCCAUUACAAACCUAUUCAGGAGGAGGAGGAGAAUGAGAUGAGAAGCGGAACCAGGGGAGGCAAGCAUCAUGAUGACUAUCUUCCGGAGAGAAACAGGUCUCCUACCCCUAACAAGAAACAUGAGUUUAUUAGAACGGUGCUCAAUAUCAACGACAACGAUAGCGGACUUUCAGAGUCCUGCUCGCCAAGAAAGGAGUUGCCUAAUGGGGGGGCCGGGAACGCAGACCUACUUGGAGACUUCAUUUCUAAAAGACAGCAGAGACUGUCUAAUUCAAUGAAUAUAUACGAUCUUUACCAAUGUGUGCACAAUCUGUCUCCUAACAGCAAUAACCAUCAGUUCAUAGCCAGAAGAUUCAGCGAGUCUCAUAUUCCCUCCUUGCAUCAUCGUCAGCAGCAACAAUCAACAAGGGCGAAAAACUUUGUACAGUCUCCCAAGGAUAUCCAAAGGAUCGCUUCAUACGCGGCAGAUUCCGACCAAAGAGUCAUGUAUUUACCAAACUAUCACCAGUCUGCUCCCUCCACGGCCCUAUCAGUAGCGGAACAGAGAGCGGCUAAACCAAGAAAACUCCCAAACAACGACAGCACAGAAAAAUACAUACUACAACUGGAACUCUCGUCGUGCGGCUCCCAGCCAAUAUCACCAAAGACUCAGUCGGAAUUCCGUCCUUCCUGCUCUUCUUCCAACUGCUCGUCAUCUUCGUCAUCAUCUGUAUCUUCAUCUGUCUCUGUCUCAGAUCCGAAUAACAUAACAGCUUAUGAAACGCAUAAUGUCCGCCCCCAGUUCCCUAAUGACCAGCCUCUAGACAUUUCCAGUCCUUGUACAAGACACCAUCAUAGAAGGAACUCCAUUGCUGUAAAAUUUGACAAGGCUUUGUAUAAAAAAACGACAAGAUAG